AUGGGGACCUCGCUGGCCAGGCUGCUUCCGGAAAAUGAUGAAGCAGAGGGGGAAGUUGCCGAACCGUGCCCGCGAGCGAAGCCUGGACAAGACGACCUACAAGAGCCUGCAGGGUUCGACUUGAUCCACAAGUUCCGGCUGGACGAUGGCCAGUUCGACUUCCCGGGCGUCAAGAGGGUCACCGGAUCCAACAGUCUGCAGACGGCGUACAGGCUGUCUCGCAAAGCGGAACUCGCACUGCCCACAAGGGCGGUGUUUCCUCUGGGCCUUCCCGGGGAGUUCUCGUUCGUCGCAACGUUCCGCAAGCGGAGCGCUCGCACCGAUCCCUGGUUCCUCAUACGUCUCACCGACGUCCAGGGGACGGCCCAGUUCGGGCUCAGCGUGGUCUCCAGGAAGAACCGGCUGGACUUCUUCGCUCAGGACGUCACCGGGAGGAGGCAGACGCUGCGCUUCCGCAACGUCCAAGUUGAUGACCAGCAGUGGCACAAGGUGGACAUAAGCGUGUUCAAGGACCAUGCAGUGCUCUACCUUGACUGUAAAAAGCAUUCAAGUCUCGAGCUUGUCCAGAGGGCACCCAUCGACGUGAACGGCGACAUCAACAUCGGAAAGUACGAGUCUGACCUGUCGACAGUGCUGAUGGACCUGCAAUGGAUGGUAAUGAGCUGCGAUGCUGCAAGGCCAGAAAGAGAGACAUGCAUUGAACUGCAGCCCCAAGGGACUUUGCCGACCUCUACACUGCCAACGCCUACGGAACCCAGUGCGUCCCUGGAGUCGGCGUGCAUCGAUUGUCCGCCAGGCCCACCAGGUCUGAAUGGCACCAACGGUCUGCCAGGCACACCAGGUCUGAACGGACUCCCUGGAGUGCCCGGGUUGCGAGGUUUCAAAGGCGAGAUUGGCACUCCAGGGUUACCAGGACUACCCGGAGUUGAUGGCUUGCCCGGAUUACCCGGACCAUUGGGACUUACUGGCCCCAAGGGCGACACUGGGACACCAGGAAUCCCUGGCAGUCCGGGUCUGAAAGGCCAGAAGGGAGAUGGUGGAAUACCUGGAGAACCAGGGCUUCCUGGUGUCCCUGGGACAAUGGGACCAAGAGGACCUCAAGGGCCUCCAGGCAACACAGCAGUGGCUGAAGGACCGGUAGGGCCUCCUGGAGUUCCUGGGCUACCAGGACCGAUGGGGGAGCAAGGAUUGCAAGGAAUGACAGGACCCUUGGGACUGCCAGGAAGCAAGGGUGAGCCAGGUGAACCAGGCAACACAGGAGCAACAGGUCCUCGUGGAUUUCGGGGUGAACCAGGGCUCAAAGGUUCAACGGGAAGCCCCGGCCCUCGUGGUUUACCUGGUCUCCCUGGUCGUGACGGUCUCGCAGGAGUCACGGGAACAGGGUCGUUGUCUCCGGGUUUACCUGGACCUCCUGGUGUUCCUGGGGAUCCCGGACCACUAGGGCCACAGGGCGAAAAGGGCAGCCCUGGUGUAUCUGGCCCGCAAGGCAUGGAAGGUCAGAAGGGUGAAAAAGGUGAUCGUGGUGUUCGUGGUCUUCCUGGUGUGGCAGGUCCAAAGGGUGAUAGGGGUGAAAGAGGCUACCAAGGCGACGCCGGCCAGAAGGGUGACCGUGGUCCACCUGGAAUUGAUGGAGCAAGAGGAGAGCCAGGUCUUAUAGGACUACCUGGCCCCACUGGAGCAGCUGGUGCCUUGGGCCUGCGUGGUCAAAAGGGCGAAAAAGGGGAGAUUGGACAGCCUGGAACGCCUGGAGUGUCUGGCGUACCUGGCGAGCAGGGGCCUCGAGGUUUUGAUGGACCAAAAGGGGAGCCUGGAUCUGAUGGCAUGAAGGGUGCCGUGGGACCGAUUGGACCAAGGGGAUACCCAGGCCUCCCUGGCCUGCCCGGGCCUCCAGGAAGACCAGGAAGACAGGACAUGGUGUCACAGAGUGCAGGUGUCUUUGGUGACAAGGGACUACAAGGGCCAGAGGGACCAAUAGGGCCACCAGGACCGCAGGGUCCCCCAGGACCACCUGGAAAUCCAGGGCCCCAUGGUCUUCCAGGUAUCAUGGGGCCCAGAGGGCUUCGGGGCGAGUGCAUCUACCAAGCCAAAGAAGAAUACCUCGUGGCACCAAGCAGACCGGGAUUGACGGGGCCCAUGGGACCACCAGGACUGCCAGGUGAACGAGGACCACCAGGAGAACGUGGAGUCCCCGGUGUUCCAGGCCAAAUGGGCAUGCCGGGUACAGAUGGAUCACCAGGCCAGCCGGGCACUCCGGGAAACAGGGGACAGCCAGGAAUGCCAGGCCUGCCAGGACCUCCGGGUCGUGGAUAUACUGAGGAAGAAGUGCGAGAACUGUGUUCAGCGGUGCUUCGAGAGCAGUUGAGCGAACUGACAGCCAAGAUGCGAGGGCCCCCUGGUCACCCGGGCAUUGGGAAACCAGGGAAACCAGGACAACCGGGACCCCAAGGGUCACCAGGUGACCCGGGCACACCAGGACUGCCGGGGGAGCGUGGAUUCAUGGGGCUACCUGGUCUUCCAGGACCGCCAGGACUACCUGGUCCCACUGGUGAAAGAGGCGAGAAAGGUGAUCGUGGCCCAGAGGGACUUGGCGUGGAAGGCCCCAUCGGCCCCCGUGGACCUCCAGGAUCUCAGGGUCCGACUGGUGUGGGCCACCCUGGGCGGCCGGGAGAGCGGGGACCCCCAGGUCGCAUGGGUCCGCCGGGACCCCGCGGAGCACCGGGACCGCAGGGACCUCCCGGAUACUGCGAGAUGUGCAACUACGCUAAGUCCGACCUGCUCCACAUGCUGCGCCUGAACACCGUCCAACAAAACACCAAGGGACCAUCCAAGUAGUCAGUGUUAUGCUAUGGAGCACCGCAGCAUGACGAGGAACAAAAGUUGGGACUGUGCCGAGCUACAGAACACAACUGCUACUCCUCUCCUCUUCCCCUUACCCCACCUCAUUGCCUCGACUACACAGGUUUUCCUAGUGCAGUGAUGCCACUUGGAGAGCUGCAGCGGUGAAGUGAAUAUUCCUCUUUCCCACCCACACCUUUUACCAACCUGUACAUGCGUCUCUUUUGCCCAAUCAUCAAUUGGCAGCAGGGUUCUCCCCACGGUGGGUGGUGGUGGAAGCACCGCCCACGAAGUCCUAUUGCUUUCGGCAGACUGACCACUACUCCGAUUGACCUUAUUGAAAUGCCCCGCUGAGGAACCAAUUAACAGUGACAAUGCACGUGCAACGCCAGCAAGCCGUGCUUACCGCCACUUGGUUAUGCAAAAAGGAGUCUGAGCACGUCCUCCUAUGGUUUCAAAGAUCACCAACUCCAUAGUCAGUGCUAAGACACAAGUUCCCUUGCUUCCGUUUUUUUAUGUGCGUCAUGGAUUGCCUGAAGUGUGCAACAGGAAAUAAAAAUGAAUGUGCAUCACAAACGGGAAGUCUGAAAACUCAAAAUUAAAAGCCCCCCCCCCCCCCUUUCAAAAUGUUUGCCCUUCAAAUAUUUCUGGGAAGAACCCUGCUCCCACCGCUCCCUUCAAUCACCAUAUCUCUUUUUUGCAGUGAACAAGUGUUAUUCCGUUCAGGCGUUUGUUUCACUGGUGGGCGGAUAAGUACCACACCUUUUGGAAAGGCUGGGCCGUGGAAAGUUUCUGCACACAAGCUUUUAUAGUUUCACAAGCUACAUGCAGUUUUGCCACUCUAUGAAGUCCCAUUAAACUGAAAAGUGAUGCCUUCACUAUAUAUCUGCUCACUAAAACCUUGUCGUUACAAGAAAAGACACUAUUUUUGGAGGCACGUAGUAUGCAUAUCGAGGUCACUGAGGUUCGCUAUGACAGAGGCAGCCAGUGCGACAUUCUUCCUUCCACGGUAUCACUUUGACUGUCCUUUGCAUCUCUUUUCUGGCAGUACAUUUGUUACAUGACAUCUAUGAGACAAAUCUUAGAUCAACUGUAGUUUGAGCAUACGAUAAUUUAUGCCUGUCUGUUACUGCACCUAUAGAUGCAGCAUCGAAUUAUGCACUCAAACUCAUUAUAACGAAGCUGCAUCUUACACAAAAUAAGUUGGUUAUAUCCUAAAAUUCAUUAUAAAGGUACAUUUAUAACGCUACAUCUAUUUCAAGACUAUUCUUCCCUUACAUUUUUAUAACUGAUAUUUCGUUAUAUCCAGGUCCGUUAUAUCGAGGUUUAACUGUAUAUAGCUUGAUGACACGAGAGUGCUUAUACUUCACAGUGAGGUUGAUAAAGAUGUAUUAUAGUAGUUAGUCACUAGCUGCAGGAAGGUUCGGCAUCAAGUCUGUGUUCGGUAUGUGCUUACGUCUGUGCAUCUGUUUACACUGCUUUUUGUAUCCCGAAGAGGAGGCAUUUCCGUAACAGUGCAGGAAUGCCUCCUCAGGAAAAUAAAUGGCUAAGAGUACUCUGCAAGCCCCACCAAUGAAGCUGUAAGAUGAGCUGCGACCCCAGCUCAUGCUUGAAUCGAGUACUGCAAACUUUACACCAGCAAUCCGAGCAACAUGUCUUUGCAUAUAACAGUUCAAAACUAACCACUAUCUGACAUAUAGGUCAAUGAGCAUCAGUUUUCAGGAAAAGCUUCCUCAGAUAGCAAGCAAGAGUGAAGAAGCAACAAAUUUCUUAUAAAAAGCAACGGAUUUUCCAUCGGAAGCUUAUUUACCAGAUAGUUUUCAGAAGGGUCAAAGGGCACCUAACAGGGGCCAGAACACAUGAGCUAAGUAUGCCUUACAAGGAAAUAUGUGACCAAUGUUCAAUGCCGUCACCUACCACUACUGCAUAUGACACGCCAGUACCACCGUAACUAAAAAUCUGGUCCAACCACUUUUCCGAUUUCUGUGCACUGCUCUUUCAGCCACUGCCUGCACGGCAGUGGCUGAGCGUUACUUUCAGUGAUACCGCAUCUAUUGAGCUGCUACAGCACAAAAACUUAGCGUGUGAAUAAAAGCAAGGCUGGGCCAUGCCUGGGCCAAGCAUUUGUUGCACGGUGUGGAAUCUCUGUACAGGUUGCAAAGAUGAAUAAAGCGGAAAAAAAAUACUUAAUCACUCUACCA
This is a messenger RNA of Rhipicephalus microplus (southern cattle tick), 5036 nucleotides long. RefSeq lists its product as uncharacterized. Gene Ontology annotation, cellular component: extracellular matrix. The record is from RefSeq and is a predicted model, not a curated record. Lineage: Eukaryota; Metazoa; Arthropoda; Arachnida; Ixodida; Ixodidae.